AUGCCGCCGAGCAUCGCAAAAGAUGCGUCCCUGGUCUUAGUUGGCAUGCGAUGUGCGGGAAAGUCGUCGCUGGCCACUAUAGCCUCCAGAGCCCUCAAGUGGAAGGUCAUUGACGAAAAGCUGCAGUUCGAAAAAGUAACCGGGUAUUCAGUCGCUGGGUAUAUCGAGAAAUAUGGCCACCAUGCCUACUGUGCCCAAGAAGUCACAGUGCUAAAUACCAUUCUCGCACAAAAUCAGCGGCGCUGCAUCAUCGUGUGUAGUUCGUCCUGUGUCCAGACACAGGCGGGCCAGGAUCUACUACGAGAGUACCUUGCGACAGUUCCAAUUGUGCAUGUCAUGCGAGACAGGCAAGUGCUCCAGGCCAACCUACAAAGCAAAUGGCAAGGGGAUGUCAUCAAAGUUCUGCGCGAACAGGAGCCGGUUUACUUGUCUUGUUCGAACCGCACUUUCUUCAAUCGAGAUGACCCAAGCUUGCGAUCUGAGGUCGAAUCAGAUCAUGGGGCGUUCUUCGAGGCCCUGAUCCCAUCUUCAGAACGGCCUACGUAUCGGUCUCUGUCUCUCAAACAUGUUGAGUCAGACUUCUUGCGGUUCCUGCGCAGUGUAUAUGACGAGGGAGAUGAGAAGAUCGGCAUUAGCAGAGACUGGAACGUCUUCACCUACUCGCUUCAACUCCCCUUUCGUGACUUCAAAGUUUGUGGUUUCGAAUUAGAUUGGAUAGCAUGCUGCGCGGAUGUUCUCCAAGUCCAGGUUGAUUUAUUGGUCCAGGGAUAUCUAGAUACGGAUACUACUGGUCAUCAUUGGUGGGAAUAUGUCGUGGACCAAUUGGCAUUUCUCCGGAGGCAUACAACACAACCCAUAUUAUACCAUGCGACCUCAGGAUAUUCACCCUCCCCACUCAAACCAGAUUAUCUUGACAUCAUUCAGCUAGGCCUCAGGGUCGGGGCUGAAUUCGUCACGGUCGACCUGGGACAAGACGAAACUCAAAUCAAAGCCAUCACAGCCCAAAAGGGACAUUCCAAAAUUGUUGGCUGGUUUUACGAUUCGGACCCAAUGCGGACAGGGGGUUGGACAGGACAACAUCCACUGGAGUUGUAUCGUAAGGCAGUUGAUAUGGGCUGUGAUAUUGUGCAACUUACUCAACCCGCCAUUACGCUUUCUGAUAAUGCCGCCGCUCAGUGCUUUGCUCACAGCAUGAACACUAGUGGCCCACUACCGGUGUCUGCAUAUAACACAAAUCGCCUGGGCCGACCUUCACAGUGCUUCAAUAAGUUACUGACACCAGUUGCUCACCCAGAUGUGAUUAAGAAAGAGCCAGGAACAAUCACCAUACCCCAAGUGCAGGCUGCACUCUUUGCCUCAUUUAAUUGCGAGCCAUUGCGAUUCUUCGUUAUGGGAUCGAACGUGCGAUACAGUGUCGCGCCGAUUUUACAUAACUCUGCGUUUGAUGUCUACGGCAUGCCUCAUAUCUAUUCUAUUCUGCAAACAGAUACAUUUGAGGCCCUCAAGGGCUUAAUGCGGGAUGAUGACCUGGGUGGCUUGGGGCUGUCUUCUCCAUUCAAGACGGCUAUCAUUCCUUACUUGAAAUCUAUGAGCUCCGACGCUCGGUUUAUUGGAGCUGUCAACACCGUUUUGCCUAUACGGAACUUGGGGCAAGAGAAGGUAGCCGACAGUACUUUACCUCACCAGCUCUGUAUAGCUGAGCAACGCAAUCGAGCCGGCCCCGUGCUUGCCCUUCAUGGAGAAAAUACUGAUUGGAAGGGUAUCAGAGCCUGUGCUCUCCGCCAUCUGUCUCCAGUAAAUGCCGUUACACCAGUAUCUACAGCACUGGUCAUCGGUGCUGGCGGAAUGGCGCGGGCAGCCGUUUACGCCCUGAUCCAGUCUGGUAUCCGGCAUAUACUAAUUUAUAAUAGAACCCCCGAACACGCCGUGGAUCUCGUGGAUCACUUCGAGGGGAUGUAUCGCAGCAGUAGCGGAGACCCGACUGAUAAAACCGAGCAAACCCAGGGCAAGCGGGCGACGAUAUCCAUCUUCCAUUCACUGGAGGACCCUUGGCCGAGUAAAUUACGCUUACCCACAGUAAUCGUGAACUGCUCGCCGAUCCCUGGAGACCGCAUUAUGCCAGCACCACUUCGGGAACAGAAUAGGGUCGAAUUCGAACCGGCCGUGUCGGUGCCAACGGCGUGGUUAAAGAGUCCAACUGGAGGUGUCUACUUAGAGCUCGCCUACAACAGUACUUUACCGUCUCCGGAGCUUCAUCGCAUCUGCUCACAUCAAGGCUGGAUUGGUGUACCGGGUUUGGAAAUCUUUAUUGAAGUAGCCUCUGCCCAAUUCGAGUUCUGGACCGGACGUCGGCCUCCAACAUAUAUUAUGAAAAGGAAAUUGGCCCAAUACCUGCGUGAACUACAAGACUCUAUUUGA
Messenger RNA from Aspergillus nomiae NRRL 13137, 2418 nucleotides. RefSeq lists its product as uncharacterized. The transcript has a single exon. The record is from RefSeq and is a predicted model, not a curated record. NCBI's taxonomy places the organism in Eukaryota, Fungi, Ascomycota, Eurotiomycetes, Eurotiales, Aspergillaceae. Gene Ontology annotation, molecular function: shikimate 3-dehydrogenase (NADP+) activity; 3-dehydroquinate dehydratase activity. Bases 1 to 2418 code for a protein of 805 amino acids. Gene Ontology annotation, biological process: shikimate metabolic process; chorismate biosynthetic process.